UACACCAUAAUUAAUUUUACGAAAUCAAUAAUUAUUAGUAAAUAAUUUUGUCCAUAAAAACUAAAACAUGCGUAAAGAAUCACAUAAUGUUUGUUGUCUCCACUGCCAUACUAUACUUGUUGAAAACUUGGCCAAUGGUGUGUGCAUGUAGAUAAUAAAAUUACAAGCUUAAUUAAUUUGUUGCUCUAGAAGUUGUCAAUUUAUUACACUCCUAUAUCAGCUCAAUUCCACUACACUACUUGAAGUAACUAAUAUUCCGAGACAUGGAAUAAAAGACCAAAAUUUUUAGUUUAUGAACAAUGAAAGAAUCCAAUAAUUCAUUUCAAAUAAAAUUCAUAAUGUUAACUCGCUCGUACUUUUCAAAAAUACAUCCAUAUUAAAUCUAUUAAAAUAGUGCAUUUUUUAGUAUCCGACAUGCACUGGUCCAUAUUUUGAAGACUCCGAACAACAUAAAUUAGCCCAUUCACCAUGCGUUAUAUGAAUUCAUUGUGCUUGUUCCGUUCUACUCGAUUAUCUUGUAAAUGGCUUACCCAAACUGAUCCAAUUGCCUACCAACUGUUCGAUGAAUUGCCUCAACGAGAUGUAGUAUCAGCUACAUCUUUAAUAAGCCAUUUUACUAGAUUGAACCAACACAAUAAAGCUAUCUCUAUGUUCUCAAAAAUGUUUGCGUUGAAUAUUAAACCCAAUGAGUUUACAUUCAGCGUUGUUAUGCAGUCAUCCGUGUUUCUCGAUGAUUCAAAUUUAGGAAAGCAGUUUCAUGGGGUUUCGAUAAAACUUGGGCUUAACUCGAAUGUUUACGUGGGUAGUUCGCUUUUGAACCUUUACGUGAAGUUAAGUAGCGUUGACGAAGCUCGAUUUGUUUUUGAGGAUACACAUGAACCAAAUGCUGUUUCGUACACGAGUUUACUAUGUGGGUAUCUUAAAGAAGAUAGGUUUGAUGAAGCGAUGGAAGUCUUUCGGGUGAUUCCAGAGAGGAAUGUUGUUUCUUGGAAUGCUAUGAUUAGUGGUUUUAGCAAGAAAGGACGUAAUGAAGAGGCUGUUGAUCUUUUUGUUGAGAUGUUGAGACGAGGUUGUGUGCCUGAUCAAUCGACUUUUCCUUCUUUGUUUAGUGCAGCUGCAAAUAUGGCGGUGUUAGGAAGGGGAAAAAGUUAUCAUGCUUGUGCUUUGAAGUACUUGGGUGAGGUUGGUGUGUUUGUGGGGAAUUCUCUUGUUAGUUUUUACGCGAAAUGUGGGAGUUUAGAGGAUUGUGUUCGCGUUUUUGUUGGACUUUGUGAAAGAAAUGUAGUGAGUUGGAAUGCUUUAAUAUGUGCUCAUGCCCAGAAUGGGAGCGGGGAAGCCGCGAUUGAGUUGUUUCAGAGGAUGAAAGAGGUGGGAGUCAAGCCAAAUAGUGUCACUCUUCUUGGUUUGUUAUUGGCGUGUAGUCAUGUUGGUCUUGUUGAUGAGGCCUAUACGUAUUUUGAGCAGGCAAGAACUCAGGAUGCUGAGCUGUUGAAAUCUGAGCAUUAUGCAUGUAUGGUUGAUCUGUUAUCGCGUUCAGGGAGGUUUCAACAAGCUGAGAAAUUUAUUCAGGAUUUGCCUUUUGAUCCUGGUUUAGGAUUUUGGAAGGCAUUGUUGGGGGGCUGCCAGAUUCACUCUAACACGAAGUUAGGGGAGUAUGCUGCUGAAAAGGUGUUGGCUUUAGAGCCCGGAGAUGUUUCAUCGUAUGUGAUGCUGUCGAAUGCACAUUCUGCUGCUGGAAGAUGGCAGAGUGUGUCCAUUGUAAGGAAUGAGAUGAGGGAAAAGGGAUUGAAGACGGUCCCUGGUUGUAGUUGGGUUGAAAUCAAAUGCAAAAUUCAUGUAUUUGUUACUGGAGACAAGAGACAUGCCCACAAGUCUGAGAUUUAUGAACUUCUUGGCUACUUCCUCGAGCACGCAAUGAAGAGUCAAGAAACUGAUUUUCUUCGAGAAUUUUGAUACAUAGCUCCACAAUUCAAUGUCCAGCGACACAACAUGGAAGGGAAAACGAAGAUGUCAUUGCCGCUCACCUUGUAAUUUUUUGAAGUACUACAGAAUAGAUAUCAAAUAUCAAUGAAUUUUAAAGAUGCAUUUGAAGGUACCUAGUCAAGUUUCUUGAGAUUGUGAGGUAUAUUGAGAAGUUAAAUGGGGAGAAACAGGGAGUAUUAAUUAAGUCUUUCAUUGAAUCCAUAUGGUUGUGAAAAAUGUUUACCCCUGUACCCGAUGUAAAUGGGCAAAAAUAAUGAAGUUAGAA
Messenger RNA from Capsicum annuum, 2248 nucleotides. RefSeq names its product pentatricopeptide repeat-containing protein At5g42450, mitochondrial. Gene Ontology annotation, biological process: RNA modification. The transcript has a single exon. Gene Ontology annotation, molecular function: RNA binding; protein binding. Bases 469 to 1953 code for a protein of 494 amino acids. The record is from RefSeq and is a predicted model, not a curated record. NCBI's taxonomy places the organism in Eukaryota, Viridiplantae, Streptophyta, Magnoliopsida, Solanales, Solanaceae.